CACACCACCAACAGCCUUUCGACCGGCACCGCUGCCACGUCGCUCGACGACCGUUCGCGGCGCAUACGAGUAUCGAGGAGCGUCUACGCGCUCUUUUCCGCUGAAACACAAUUGCAACAAUACAUAUCCGGACGAAGGCAGUCGCCUGCCCUACGCACCGGUCCCAUGCCUGCAGCAGAUAUCUCCCCACGAUAGCGCCCACUACCACAAAACAACACCUCCCGAACGAUCGCCGCGACUCGUAAAACGCCUCGGUGAUCACCACAGAUUAAACUAUUGCCACUACCGGCAAGAGCAUUGAGUGUAUCGUCAGACAGGGCUAUGGUCGACUUUGUGCCGUCUGGUGGACCGCCGACCGGCGCAACAAUAACGACAUUCAGAGUUGCCACAGAAGGCGGAAUGUCUGAGGGAGGGCAUGCGCGAUCGCGCAUGGGAGGCGCUGCCGUUUCUGCGAAUGGCGCACCGCCGACCGUGAACACAAUUCCCUUGAGCGCGCGCAAGUCGGCGCCGCUGGACCUGACGACCGUCGAACGCAGGGGGCACAAUGCGCCAAACAACUUACCGCCCAAGUCUCAGCGCAUGUUCGGCCUGCAGGAAGCGCCCACAUACAGGCCUACUGCCGAGCAGUUCAAGGACCCCUUGGCUUAUAUGCAGAGCAUACACGAAGAGGCGCAACAGUACGGCAUCGUGAAGAUUGUCCCUCCAGACACAUGGACUCCUUCGUUCGCUGUUGACACCGAGCGCUUCCACUUCCGGACGCGACGGCAAGAGCUUAAUUCUGUCGAAGGUGGUACACGUGCCAACUUGAACUACCUCGACCAGCUGGCUAAAUUCCACAAGCAACAUGGCCACAGUCUUACGCGCUUUCCAAGUGUCGAUAAGCGCCCACUUGAUCUGUACAAAUUGAAAAAAGCCGUUGAGACUAGAGGUGGCUUCGAGCGUGUCUGUAAGCAGAAGAAGUGGGCUGAAAUCGGGCGCGAUCUCGGUUACAGUGGCAAGAUCAUGUCAUCGCUUUCCACGUCGCUGAAGAACUCCUACCAAAAAUGGCUGCAUCCAUAUGAAGAAUACCUGCGGGUCGUAAAGCCUGGUGUGCAGCAAAUGCUCGAGGUAGAACAUGGCGGCCCCUUUACGCCAUCGCCAGCGCACUCGCCGUUGAAGAAGUCGGCACACGAGACACCCACGGUUGAGUCACCUACAAUGCGCGCAUCUGCAGCUUUAAAUGCGUCGCUGCAUAAUGAUGCCAUACCCACGCCUCCUGAGCUACCACGGCCAGCAGCCUCAUCAGGCUUCACAUCUGUUAAUUCGGGAGGGUUCACACCAGUCAACGGAAGUUCAGCUCCCGCCCCUGCUGCGACACCUGCAAGCAAUUCGUUCUCCGCAGUGAACACGCCGAACGGCCUGCACAGAGAUUUUGUCGAUUCCCGCACAUCAACACCUAUGCGCAAUAGCGAUAGCCCUAUGCUUUCAGCCCACAACACCCCAGAUUUGAGGCCAACAGCACAUGGUCUGACGCCGCUGUCCAACGGACAUGCUUUCAACCAAUUGAAGCGCACAUUGUCUCAGGAUGGCGAGAGCAGCAUGAACGAGGAAACCGAUGAUGCAAGUGGCCGUCGCAGUAAGCGGCUAAGAAAAGACGCGCCUACCGUAGCCGGUUCGCACAUGACACAGCCUCGCCAGUCAACACCAGGCAGCAUCAAUCCACGCGUGCGUUCAGCUGACGACCGUCCAGGUGAUCGCUGCGAAAGCUGUGGAUUAGACAGCGACCCGACCAAUAUCCUGCUGUGCGACAGCUGCGACAAUGGAUACCAUGGCUAUUGUCUCGAUCCGCCAAUUCGUGCGAUUCCUACGCACGAUUGGCACUGCGCACGAUGUCUCGUGGGUACGGGCGAGUUCGGCUUCGAGGAAGGCGGAGUAUACUCGCUGAAGCAGUUCCAAGAGAAGGCGCAAAACUUCAAGCAAGCUCACUUCGCCGGCAAGACGGUUUUUGAUCCCGUCACCAAUGCUCACAAGCAGCCAACAGAGGACGAGAUCGAGAAGGAGUUCUGGCGCCUCGUCGAAAAUCUUACCGAGACAGUAGAGGUGGAGUAUGGAGCUGAUGUUCAUACGACUACACACGGCAGUGGUUUUCCAACCAUUGAACGCAAUCCACGCGACGCAUACUCGACGGAUCCAUGGAACCUGAACAUAUUGCCUUAUGCGCCAGACUCGCUCUUCAGACACAUCAAGUCGGACAUCUCAGGGAUGACGGUCCCUUGGCUUUAUGUUGGCAUGGUGUUCUCGACCUUCUGCUGGCACGCUGAGGAUCACUACACGUACUCUGCAAACUACCAACACUUCGGCGCUACAAAAACUUGGUAUGGUAUUCCCGCAGAGGACGUAGGCAAGUUUGAGCAGGCUAUGCGUGAGGCUGUUCCAGAGCUGUUUGAGACGCAGCCAGAUCUCUUGUUCCAGCUGGUAACCCUUCUGACGCCUGAGCAACUCAAAAAGGCUGGUGUUAGAGUUUAUGCAAUUGACCAACGAGCCGGCGAAUUCGUCAUCACCUUCCCGCAAGCUUACCACGCUGGUUUCAACCACGGCUUCAAUUUCAAUGAGGCUGUCAACUUUGCGCCAAGCGAUUGGGAGCCGUUCGGCGAACACGGCGUUCUCCGUCUACAGGAGUACAGGCGGCAGCCAUGUUUCUCCCACGAUGAAUUACUCCUGGCAGCAGCAGGACGCAAAGACACCACGAUCAAGACAGCCAAGUGGUUAAGCCCAGCCCUCGACCGAAUGCGCAUACGCGAAGAACGGCUGCGCACGAGAUUCCUUGAAGCGCACAAGGCAUCUCGCCCACAUUCAUGCAAGCUAGAUGGCAGCGAAGGCCCCGGCGACCACAAGUCGGUUCAGUGUCAGCUUGAGGUUAGCAUAGAUGAAACUGAUUUGCAUGAGGAGGAGUUGAUAUGUGCCUUCUGCAAAGCAUAUUGCUAUUUGUCCAGGUUCUACUGCCGCAGCACCAAGAGGGUCCUGUGUCUACAGCACGCUGGCUCGUUCGAUUGCUGUGCCGGCAGUUCCGCAGACACGCGCUACCAAGGUGAAGGAGGCGAACAUGUGCUUGUUCAUCGCAUGACCGACGACGCUAUUACAUCUCUUGUUCAAAAGGUUGCGGAUAAGGCAGGUCUACCAGAUGCAUGGGAGGCCAAGCUGGAGGCUCUCAUGGCGGAAGGACCUCAACCGCAACUGAGAGUAUUGCGUACUCUCCUGCACGAGGGCGAAAAGAUCGAUUGGGAACUUCCUGGACUUCCCGACCUCAAAGAGUUUGUUGAGAAGUGUACCGAGGUCGCAGAAGAAGCUAUCGCAUACAUCACCCGCAAACAGCAAGCUCGACAGAAAAACGUACGAACCGGUAGAGGUAGAGGCGCCAACAAAGGAGCAGCAGCAGAGGCCGAGGACAAGGACCGUGAGUAUCGCAGCAUGGAGAACAUCCAAAAGCUUCUCACCAAAGCCAAGGGUCUUGGCUUCGAUUGUCCAGAGAUCACUGCUUUGCGCGAACGUGCACAGAGCAUUGCUGAAUUCCAGGACAAAGCCCGCAUCGCCUUGCGAGAUCACCCUAAUCAGCAAAGCAUUACACGUCUCGACGAGCUACUCGAGGAAGGCAAAUCGUUCAACGUGGACGUGCCAGAGUUGGAGUCGCUGGAGAAGGUUGUCCAGCAAUUGAAGUGGUUGCGUGAAUGCGACGAGUUCAAAUACAAGCCUGCCACGACACUGCAGGAAGUUGGUGAGCUCAUCACUCGUGGUGUUGAGCUAGGCGUUCCCGAGGGUCAUCCCGAGAUCCAGUUCCUGCAAGGCAAAAAGGAGCAGGGCGAAUUCUGGGAAACUAAGGCCAAAGAACUGAUGGCAGUGGAGAACGUUCAUUACCAGCAGCUGGACGCAUUGUCCAAGCAAGCUACCAGCCUGCCAGUGACGCCAGAGACUCGAGCCGCCGUGGAUGCCAUCCUCAAAAAGCAGCGCGACGCCCAAGACCUCAUUAUGUCGUUGUUUGAGCGGAGCAAGAACCCUGACUUCCGUCAACGACCGACUUACAAGGAAGUACGCGAGGCUAUGGAGGCACUAAGCGCCCUCAACAGCAAACCUCAGGGCACCAUUGAUCUUGAGAAAGAGCAAAAGCGGCACGAAGACUGGAUGCGUCGGGGAAAGAAACUGUUCGGCAAAGCUAACGCGCCUCUCCACAUCCUUCAACAACACAUGAAGUCGGUAGACGACCGCAACCGGUUCUGCUUUGAUUUGUCUGACCAGCCGCGCAUGCCAGUGGAGCCUGCUUCACGCGAGGCUAGUCCUGUGGAUGGGGAGGAGGUCGAUGGUUCGGGUUCUAGUCGUGAUGUGUUCUGCAUCUGCCGAAGGCCUGAAGCUGGCAUGAUGAUAGAGUGUGAGCUCUGUCACGAGUGGUACCACGGCAAGUGUCUAAAGAUUGCACGCGGCAAGGUCAAGGAAGACGACAAAUACACCUGCCCCAUUUGCGAUCACCGCGUCAAGAUCCCACGCGAUGCUACCCGUCCCAAGCUCGAAGACCUGCACACGUGGCAGGACGAGCUACCGAAUCUGCCGUUUCAACCAGAGGAAGAGGAGAUACUGGAAUCUAUCAUCGACCACGGCAUCAAGUUCCGCGAAUACGUUUCGCAAUACAUCAAUCCGCUAAUGUCUAGCCCUGACGAGCUCACUACUCAGCGUUUCUAUCUACGCAAGCUGGAGGGUGCCGAUAUUCUUCUGACAGAAGAGAUCAACUUCUUCCGCCAGGAAUUGCACAAGUGGGCGCCUGUCGCGCCUAACCCUCCUCCCAUUUUACAGGUUUCCUUGUCAACUCGCAAGCCUCGUCCUACAAAACAACAGAAGCUCAUGAACCAGCUCGGCAUCUCCAACCCAGACGAUCUACCUCCACACCUGCGCCCAAAGAAUCAACAAAUCAAGCGCAAGGACGGAGAUAUGACCAGGCCGCAAGGUCUCGGAUCAAAUUCUGAAUCAUCACACACGCCACCGGGCGACCCUCGCCGUGAGUCUGGGGAGAAUGAGUUUUUCACAUCAAACACGACAUCGGCCUACAACAACUCGCCUACCUUUGGCGCCAACGCCCCACUCAACUUUGUUAGCAGCUCCUCGGUGGCGCCGCUGGACCCAGGCCUCUUCGAAAGCUCCGCACAGGUGCCGACAAGUCCCAUGCAUGAGCUCUUCAAGAGCUCGGGUAACGGACAAGAGAUGUUUGGCGAGGCGAUGGAGAUGGGCGGUGGCCAGGCGGAGGAAGCCUUGGCUGUCACCGAGGGCAACAGCUACCUGGACUAGGUGUCCGCAUUCUUCAGCAUGCCUGGGUCUUCCCCAUCACCAGGGAUCACGAAAUCGGCUUGAAAGACUCUACUCGGUUUUAGACGGCGGGUGUAUAUCAUAGCUUUUCCUUUCCAGAGAUAUCACUUAAUUUCUUGCACAUGUAUUCGUUCGGGAUAGUUUAGGGACAGUUUUACGGAGUACGGGUCGGAUGUUGUAUCGCCAGACGUGUUGAAGCACAUGGACGCGAACGGGCUGUUUGUCGCAUUCGACAGGUGUUAGGGAAUGGGCGGCCAGUGCCGAGAUACCCAUUGAAAAGGCGCAUUAUGUAGUCUCUUGUAAUUCAGUACCGAGAAAUAGAUGAGCAUCUCUAAAGCCGG
Messenger RNA from Boeremia exigua, 5666 nucleotides. RefSeq names its product PLU-1-like protein-domain-containing protein. The transcript is spliced from 4 exons. Gene Ontology annotation, cellular component: nucleus. The record is from RefSeq and is a predicted model, not a curated record. Gene Ontology annotation, molecular function: DNA binding; histone demethylase activity. Gene Ontology annotation, biological process: chromatin remodeling. Lineage: Eukaryota; Fungi; Ascomycota; Dothideomycetes; Pleosporales; Didymellaceae. Bases 322 to 5307 code for a protein of 1661 amino acids.